This is a messenger RNA of Pipistrellus nathusii (Nathusius's pipistrelle), 2649 nucleotides long. NCBI's taxonomy places the organism in Eukaryota, Metazoa, Chordata, Mammalia, Chiroptera, Vespertilionidae. The record is from the annotation of a GenBank genome assembly.
AUGGCUGACAAUAGUGUACUAACAUGUGCUGGGAGGACCAGCUUGGCAGACUCUUCCAUUUUCGAUUCUAAAGUUACUGAAACUUCUAAGGACAACCUACUUAAUGGACCAACUUUGUAUGUUGAAGAAGAAAUGCCUCAGGUUGAAACAAGAGUGGUAUUGGUUCAAGAAGCUGGAAAACAAGAAGAACUUAUAAAAGCCUUAAAGGAAAUUAAAGUGCCCUUUGUAAAGAUGGAAUCAGUAGAAGAAUAUGAAAGUUUGGAUUCUCCAGAAUUUGAAAAUGUAUUUAUAGUCAUGGACUUCCAGGAUCCUGUCUUUACUGAGUUAUACAAGACUGAUUGUAGAGUUAUUGGACCACCAGUAGUAUUAAACUGUGCACAAAAAGGAGAGCCUUUGCCAUUUUCAUGUCGUCCACUCUAUUGUACAAGCAUGAUGAAUCUAGUACUAUGCUUUACUGGAUUCAGGAAGAAAGAAGAACUAGUCAGAUUGGUAACAUUGGUCCAUCACAUGGGUGGAGUUAUUCGAAAAGACUUUAAUUCCAAAGUAACACAUUUGGUGGCAAAUUGUACACAAGGAGAAAAAUUCAGGAUUGCUGUGAGCCUGGGUACUCCAAUUAUGAAGCCAGAAUGGAUUUAUAGAGCUUGGGAAAGGCGGAAUGAACAGGAUUUCUGUGCAUCAGCUGAUGACUUUAGAAAUGAAUUUAAAGUUCCUCCAUUUCAGGAUUGCAUUUUAAGUUUCUUGGGAUUUUCAGAUGAAGAGAAAACCAAUAUGGAAGAAAUGACUGAAAUGCAAGGAGGUUGCUAUUUAGAGGUUGGAGAUGAAAGGUGCACUCACCUUAUAGUUGAAGAGAGUACAGUAAAAGAACUUCCAUUUGAACCUUCAAAGAAACUUUAUGUUGUCAAGCAAGAGUGGUUCUGGGGAAGCAUUCAAAUGGAUGCCCGGGCUGGAGAAACUAUGUAUUUAUAUGAAAAGGCUAAUACACCUGAGCUCAAGAAAUCAGUGUCACUGCUUUCUCUCAGUACUCCAAACAGCAAUCGCAAAAGACGUCGUUUAAAAGAGACGCUUGCUCAGCUUUCAAGAGAGACAGACUUGUCACCUUUCCCUCCCCGUAAGCGCCCAUCAGCUGAACAUUCCCUUUCUAUAGGGUCACUUCUAGAUAUCUCCAACACACCAGAGUCUAGCAUUAACUAUGGAGACACACCUAAAUCUUGUACUAAGUCUUCUAAAAAUUCCACUCCGGUUCCUUCAAAGCAGUCAGCCAGGUGGCAAGUUGCAAAAGAACUCUAUCAGACUGAAAGUAAUUAUGUAAAUAUAUUGGCCACAAUUAUUCAGUUAUUUCAGGUACCUUUGGAAGAAGAAGGACAACGUGGUGGGCCUAUCCUUGCCCCAGAAGAGAUUAAGACUAUUUUUGGUAGUAUCCCAGAUAUUUUUGAUGUGCACACCAAGAUAAAGGAUGAUCUUGAAGACCUUAUUGUUAAUUGGGAUGAAAGCAAAAGCAUUGGUGACAUCUUUCUUAAAUAUGCAAAAGAUUUAGUAAAAACCUACCCUCCUUUUGUUAACUUCUUUGAAAUGAGCAAGGAAACAAUUAUUAAAUGUGAAAAACAGAAACCAAGAUUUCAUGCUUUUCUGAAGAUCAAUCAAGCUAAACCAGAAUGUGGACGGCAAAGCCUUGUUGAACUUCUCAUCCGACCAGUACAGAGGUUACCUAGUGUUGCGUUACUUUUAAAUGAUCUUAAGAAACAUACAGCUGAAGAAAAUCCUGACAAAGACACUCUAGAAAAAGCUAUUGGAUCACUAAAGGAAGUAAUGACGCAUAUUAAUGAGGAUAAGAGAAAAACCGAAGCGCAAAAGCAAAUUUUUGAUGUUGUUUAUGAAGUAGAUGGGUGCCCAGCUAAUCUUUUAUCUUCUCACCGAAGCUUAAUCCAACGAGUUGAAACAAUUUCUCUAGGCGAGCACCCCUGUGACAGAGGAGAACAAGUAACCCUCUUUCUCUUCAAUGAUUGCCUGGAGAUAGCAAGGAAACGCCACAAAGUUAUUGGCACUUUUAGGAGUCCUCAUGGCCAGACCCGACCCCCAGCUUCUCUUAAGCAUAUUCAUCUAAUGCCUCUUUCUCAAAUUAAGAAAGUGCUGGACAUAAGAGAAACAGAAGAUUGCCAUAAUGCUUUUGCUUUGCUCGUGAGGCCACCAACAGAGCAGGCAAAUGUGCUGCUCAGUUUCCAGAUGACAUCAGAGGAACUUCCAAAAGAAAACUGGCUCAAGAUGCUAUGUCGACAUGUAGCCAACACCAUUUGUAAAGCGGAUGCUGAAAAUCUUAUUUACACUGCUGAUCCAGAAACCUUUGAAGUAAAUACAAAAGAUAUGGAUAGUACAUUGAGUAGAGCAUCUAGAGCAAUAAAAAAGACUUCAAAAAGGGUUACAAGAGCAUUCUCUUUCUCCAAAACUCCAAGAAGAGUUCUACGAAGGGCUCUUAUGACAUCCCAAAGUUCAGUGGAGGGAAGAAGUCCUCUUAGCAAUGACAAGCACGUAAUGAGUCGUAUGUCUAGCACAUCAUCAUUAGCAGGUAUCCCAUCGCCUUCCCUUGUCACCCUUCCUUCCUUCUUUGAAAGGAGAAGUCAUACUUUAAGUAGAUCUACAACUCAUUUGAUAUGA